Molecule: messenger RNA, 7125 nt
Organism: Anopheles gambiae (African malaria mosquito)
Lineage: Eukaryota; Metazoa; Arthropoda; Insecta; Diptera; Culicidae
Gene: smg
Product: protein Smaug
Exons: 5
Coding region: 2289-6038 (1249 amino acids)
Biological process (GO): negative regulation of translation; regulation of DNA-templated transcription; regulation of mRNA stability
Cellular component (GO): P-body
Molecular function (GO): mRNA binding; protein binding; translation repressor activity
Source: RefSeq, a predicted model, not a curated record
CUCACUGUCACAAAAAAUGUAGCCCCAUAACUUUAAUCGUACACUCAUAGAAAUAUUUUUUAUCAGCUGUGAUUGUUGUGGAAUCGAACAAUCCAUCCACGCGCUGGUGGCCCAAACUGUCCGCCCGUUUUCUGUCCGGCAGCAAAGAGGCCUCGCCCCUCCCGCAGAAUCACGGUACAAGUCGCGCGCGCGCUCCUGUGUGUGUGUAUGUCCUGUGAGUUUGUGGUGUGGUGUGCUGUGUGCGCCCGCUGUCGUCGUCGUCCAACUCUCGUGCGUUGUGUGCAUAGUGCGUCUUGUGUGUGUGUGCUCCGUGCGCGCGUGUGAUGUGAAAAUUGGGCCUCCGUCGCUCGAAAACCCGCGCGUCUCACAGUCCCGGAGGAUCCCCCCCCCCCCCCUCCACACGAGAAAGUAACCCAGGUACGGUCCUUCACUGGCGUUGUGCGACGGUGGUGGUGGUGGUGGUGUGGUUGAAAGGUACGCCAGCACAAAGAUGGUGGCGGAUGGUGUGCUGCCGUAAGUGGGGAGGGUUAAGCUCGAACGAUUGGUCCGUGCAGUGUGCAGUGGUGAAGUGAAGCGUGCCGAGUAGUAGGUGGCAAGAGCUAGGGUAGGUGUCGUGCCCACUGUGAAGAAGCGCACCUUCCGGAAGUGUGCCGCAGGGAAGGGAAAAUGGUCCCGCCAUACACACAGUCUCAUACGCACACACAAACACGCCUUUCCGUAGGCGCGCGCGUCGUCCAAAAUUGUGGAGUUGUGCAAAAAAAGAAAGAAAAUGCGUGCACCGGGGUACGGCAGCAUCCAAAAUGGUGGGGGUUGGGGACACAGCUCCGGGAAAAGCAUCCGCCCGAUACGGAAAGGGCAAUGUGGCCAGCGGAUGUGAACAAAACUGUGCCCUCCGUGUGAAUCUGUGAAGGGAAGGAGGGGGAAAGCUAACCACACUUCUUCUCUCGCAUUCGGAUUUUCCCGUCCGGUCAUAGAGCGGCCAGCAGCGUCGGUGGUGGGACGAGGGGGAAAGGAUGGCCCGUUCCACGCAUGUGCUUCCUGCGGCGAGUUUGACGAGUUGUGUGUGUGUGUGUGUUUGUGGUAGAUUUUGUACGAUGAUGCUACCGCAUCCGACACUAUUGCAUUAUUGUCCCCACCCCGUUCCUCCUGGAACGGUAAGAAGUAAAAGAGCACCGCUUUGGCCGGAGGAACGUAAUGUGCGCUGGAAAGAUUUUCUUUCCUUGCCCGGUGGCUGAUGAAAACAGGAUGGAAAAGAAAACACGCCGGCAAACUGCCCUCCUUCUCCACUCGUCCGUGCUGAUACGGCCGGUGUGCGUGCGUGUGUCGCGCAAUGGCGCGCUCUUCUUCUCUCGCUCUCCUCCUUGUCCGAAGAGAGGCCGCAUUUAUUGUAGGCGAAACUGUGCAGCGGAAAGCGUUGAACUUUGCUUCCUUUCUUUUUUGUUGGUGUCUUCUUCUUCUUCUUCCUCUUCUCAUUUUAGCAAUGGCAACCAAACUGGAGACACACCUGGGCGCGAAAGGAUUUCAUUUUUGGGAAGGGUGUGAUGGUUGUUUGCCCUCUAUUGGCCGGUGUUGAAAAAUGGCGCGCGCGUGCUUCCCAAAAUGUCGUCCCGGGGAUAUUCGGCCAAAAGGAAGCGACAGAAUGUGCAUUCCGCGGAAGAGCGCGAAAAGAGGAAGCCCGGCCACAACACGUUGGCAACCAAAUUUAAGGGAAAAUGCGUUCAAAAUCGAAAGUAUUGGCGUGUGCGACGCAACGCUUUCGCGAACUAUUUUGGCUGAUCAAUUCGCAUCCACACAGCUGUGUGUGUGUGUUUUGAAAGUCCGAUCGAUCAGGAUCUGCUGCGGCAAAUGGCGAAAUUUGGAUUUACAAAUGGCUGAACGCUAGAUGUGCUAAUCGUUAUCAUCGUGGCUGUGUGAAAUUUAACACGCCCCAGACAAGCGAAAUCGACAAAAAAAAAAGAAACGACCACCCUACUCCUCCACCCCCUUUUUGCACCGACUCGUCGUCGUGGUCGACUUUCUCUAAAAAAUCACAAAUGCAGCUAGAAAACACCUGUUAGUGUGUGUGUGUGUGUGUGUGUACGUGCUAUGUAACUGUCUGUAAGAACCGCCGGGACAGUUUGUUCGGAAGUGAAAGAGAGAGAGAGAGAGAGAGAGAGAGAGAGAGAGAGCGAGAGAGCGUCACGAUCUCCAACGAACGUAGCCGCACACUCGAAGCGUAUUUGAAAACGAAAAAUAAAAACAUUGAAUCCAGCCACAACUGAACCUGAACUGUUGCACCAGUGUCCGCGAUGAAAUACCCCGGCGGCAACCCAUCCACCAUGUUUUGCGAACAGGUUGGCACGGUGACGUCCCUGUUCGAGCAGUGGAACGAUUGCGAGCGGACGGUCGUGCUGUACGCGCUGCUGAAGCGCGUCCCCUUCGUCAACCUCAAGUUCCUGCAGGUGUCGAUCGAUUACAAUCUCGCCCAGAACUACAGCACCCAGGCCAAGCUACAGCAGCUCGAAACGAAGGCAAACAGUACGGCCCUGCUGGGGAAGCUGGUGCAGCGGUACUACCAGCUGAGCGGGCACAGCAGUGCGGCGGCCUCGCUACUGAUCGGCGCUGGUGGCGCUGCCCAGCUUAACAACAACAACAACAACAGUAACAGUGUGAACAAUAAUCUCAAAGCGGCCGGCAUCGAGUCAACGCCGGCCUCGCUGUACGAGCUGCUGAAGAAAGCUUCACCGCAGACGGCGGAGGUGGCAGCGCUCUUGAAAGAAUCUCCUUCCAUCAUUAGUGCGACGACAGCGACGGUACCGCCACCCUCCACGACACCGACGACGGCGACUGUAACGCCGGGACACAACCAACCGAAGGGUGACGGUCACCACCACGAACGGCAGCCGGAAACGAAGGAAGAUAUUCUGAAGGACAUACUGAUGUACUUGCCACUGCUGGCGCCGGGCAACGAUGAGGCAAAGAGUCUGUACAUGUCGCUCAUUCCGGCGGCCGUGGAUGACGCCUGCCGGCAGCUGGUGCCCACGGAAAUCGUACAGCAGACGCUGUCCUACCUGCUCAUCCAUCCCGCAAUCACCAACGACGAUCGACGCGUGCUGAGCCACUGGUUGCGAUACUUAGAGGACUUCAUCUCGACGUCCUACCUGCCAGCACCCGCCACGGCUGCACCGGUUGCGAAGGGUCGCAACUAUUUCAACGUGCAGCAGUCGGUCGGUGCCAACGGUACUAGCAGCAGCAGCAGCCUCAACAGCAAUGGCACUGCAGUGCCUGUCAACACGCCGCACGUACCGUAUCUAUCCACCUCUACUAGCUCCGCCAACGGAGGAGUGGGUGCUGCAAACUCAUGGACAAACGGAGCGUCCGCUCCGGGCUCACAGAUCGUACCGGGUGCGGUACUUUCUUCGGCUGUGCACCACCCGCAGCAGCAGCAUCAUCAUCAGCAGCACCAUCCGACGGGCGGGUCGGUGCUGUCGAAAUCGCAGCAAAGCCUAAACAACCACACGACAACGACCGGCAGCACGACCGUACUGUCCGGCGGCAACAGCAAUAGUAGCAAUAGUCAUAUCAACAACAGCGGCAGCUCGACCACCAGCUCCUCCUCCAGCUCGACCACCAGCUCCAGCUCCUGUCUGGACAGUGCGGCGUCGCAGCUGCUGAAAGCGACCCCUUCCCCGCGGCUGCUAGUGGCACCCUCAUCCCAGCAGCAGCCAGCAGAGUACCAUCAUCACCAUCACCACCACCACCAAACCGCCGACGAGGGCAAACCGGUGGUGGCGGUGAACGAGUUUAGCAAGACGAUCGGGCAAAGCCUGCUGGGUUCUAGUCAAACGCUGCUAGCAGGCGCCGCCGCCGGGAACGGUGGCGGCCUCAGUGUCAAUCUGCUGCCCGCCCUCCAGCAGCAGCAGCAGCAGCAAUCGCAACGGCCUACGGUGGUGCCGGGUGGCGUUGGUGGACCGACGCCCGACGGUCCUGCGUCCUGCGAGACGGCACAGCACCAUCACGAUCUCAUGGCCGCGACGGAGUCGCUCCUGUACGACUCGACCGACGACGAUCACAUUUCGUUCAGCAAGAACGGGACGGAGAUAUUUGACUACGAUUGUGAUUUCGAUAACGAGGACGAGUUCAACUAUCUGGCGCGCAAUGCGGCCGCCAUACGAGCGGCGGAGGCGGCAGCGGCGGCGGCCGGCAACGGUAUCCUCCCGGCGAGCGCAUCGUCCGCUCCGGCUGGUUCCGGAGUGCCGGGUGGUGGUGCGGCCGGUCCAGGGCACGGUGGGGCCAAAAAGCUCGUUUCGUUCAACAGCAACGUGAACGAUUUCUUGCGCGUGCCGCCACUGCUCGCCAGCUUCGGGCAGCACAGCAAUCUACUGGUGUCGCACGGUGGCGGCGGCGGCGGCGGCCUGCUCGAUCUCGAGCUGGACGCGUCGCUGAUGAAGACGCGCCGCUCGAACAGUCUCACCACACCGUCGACCCUGUCGGCGCUCGGCGUCGGCGGCGGCGAGCUGAGCGCGCAGCAGAAGCAAAACAACGAAUGCCUGUCGGCGGAGAACCUGUCCAACCUGCAGCUGCUGCAGAACAAACCGCGCAGCUUCUCGCUCACGAUGGAGAGCCCCCGGUCGUCGCUCGCCUCGAGCGGCUCGGACACGCAGCUGGACGACUACAAGCAGGGCGCCGGGCUGAUGAAGCUGUACGGCGGCCAGCCGAACGUCGGCAUGUCCAGCAUCGCGCACUGGCUGAAGAGCUUGCGGCUGCACAAGUACGUGUGGCUGUUCUCGAACCUGACGUACGACAAGAUGCUCGGCAUCACGGAGGAGUACCUGCAGAGCCUGGGCGUGACCAAGGGUGCCCGGCACAAGCUCGCUAUCUGCAUCCAGAAGCUGAAGGAGCGGUACGGUACGCUGCUGCAGCUGGAGAAGGAUCUGAUCGGCGGGCAGAAGGCGCAGCUCGGGACGGUGCUGGAGGAGCUGACCAACAUUGUGCUGACGCCGAUGAAACCGAUCGGCAUGGAUCAGCCGGAGGACAUUGCGGCCCAGUUUGCCAAAGUGCUUGAUUUAGUUGGUUCGAUCGUCGUAAUGCGACCGGUCUGUAGUCAGCAGGACGAAGAGUACCUGAACAUUUUCCUGUGGAUCGUCGAGCGCGCCCUGCACAACGACGCCUUCAUUGCGCACUCCGCGCAGCUGAAGGACCACAAGUACAAAGUGUCAAAGAUAAAGAUGCAAAUUGCGCCCAAGAGCGGUGGCCACUUUGCGAAGAGUGUGAACGUUGCCGGACCGGGCAUGAACAAGCCAAGAUGGACAACAAACAACAAGCAUAAGCCAGUGAAUGUCAACGAAUCGCAAGCGAAAUCACAUCGCAAAAGCUCCGUACCGUACUUUGUGCCGCCCGGCCAUUUGAGCGCCGCUCCAUCGUCGCAGGUCAUGGCGGGCCAUCCAUACUUCCACCACGGUGGCACCGGAGGCGCCAGCUCGAACGCGGGCGGCAGUACGGCCAACUACAACAAGAGCUCCUCCUACCCGAGCUUCGCCUCCACGCUGCACGGUGGUGGCAGUGGCGGAACCGGCGGUACCGGCAGCUCCAUGAAACCCAUCCUAAGCAACAACCCGUCCAUGCAACAAACCUCCCAACAUCUCCAGCAGCAGCAGCAGCCGCACCCUCACAAACAAUCCACCCAACCUCCCACGCUGCAGCCGCCGGCCAUGCAGCAUCCGAACUUUAUGUUCCAUCGGCACUCGUUGAGCAACAUAACGCAUCAUCACCACAAUGCGAACCCGCCGCUCGUACCGCCGCCGGCCAUCUUCCUGAACAGCCUUGGCGGUUCACUGGUGGCGGGCGAAAACCGUACCACCGGCGGCAAGGUCGUGGACGGUGGUGGGCCGGUUAAAGGAGGCCCCGGAAUGAAGCAACUCGCAGCAGCAGCAGCAGGUGAGCAGGUAGGCGACAGCGGCAGUAACAGCAGCAGUAGCAACCACAACAACAGUAUCAUUGAUAUCAACUCGCGGCUCGAGUUUCUCUGUCGGCAGAUGACGGAGCAGGCGAUUAAUUAAUAAGUAGAAAGCGCAGGGCCGAAACCCGAAUUGGUGAUAUAUACAUAUAUGAGGAACAGGUAGGGCUGUUAAACGCUGAUGGAGUAAAAAUGGGGUUUUAGUUAUAUUUGUGUAGCAAUGUAUAGAAUGGUCAAUAGUGAAGGUAACAAACAAAUCGAACGACUCCCUCGCGAGAGGGAGAGAAACAACGUGGAAAAAUGGGGUAGCCAAAACUACUGAUUCGCACCUUCUAUAAAGGCGCUCGAUAUGGAUGUUUGUGUGUUUAUGUUUUAAUGUGUAUCGUACUUCUUCUCCAAGAGGAGACAGUAAGCAAUUGUUGUGUUUUUCGUGUCGCUGUUUAAAACUAUUUCGUACGUACGUAGCCGACAAUGCUGUACGGCGCGAAGAAAAUACGUCGAGCAAUUUUGUCGCAAAACCACAAUGGUUAGGGCUCUACUACUACUAGUACUACUACUACUACUACCUAUUACUAUAUAUACUUACAUAUAUACCCCCUAGAGGGCGCUCACAGGACAAGGGGCAGGAUGGGCAGGGUGGGCGUGUGUAACAGCGCUGCGGACAAUUCUGCAGGCUGAUCUUGAUUAAGUUUGGUUUGAGUGGCAUGUAGACGGACACGCGCUGUCCACCAGGUUAUCUCCACGCUGUGGGUGCGUAGGAUAGCGAGUACCAGUUUUGAUGUUGAACGUUUUUUGUGUUAAGCUUUUGUGUUAGCACAGUCACCGGCCAACCGCCACACACAACGGGUGUGUCCCAGUGCGUAGAAACUGUUAAAAAAAAAAAAAGGUUAUCUUUAAGUCAGUUAAGAAGCUAGGAGCAAGCGCACGCCCCACCUGCCGCCUAACGAGAGAGGGGACGUCUCCGAGUGAGGUACGAUGUGAAGGAUCGACAAACCUACCGACCGAAGUCACGACGCGGGUAUUCUGCAAAAAGUAUUUAUCUUGUUACGUUUUAUUUUACCCUCCUACCAAAAUCCCUCUUUGCUACAAUUAUUGUGUUUAUCUUUUGUAAGCUUACAUGUUGACGACAUGCGUGCUGUAAUACAGUGUUAAUACAUGCGGGCACAGUAAAAAUGAAAAGAAAAAAAAAA